AUCGUCUUUGUCCUGCUGUGUCACUACUAACACAUAUCGUUUUGGGCUUUCAGCUCUACCGCUCAAAAUGGCAGAGUAACGGCUCGCAGCGGCAAAACUCGCAGCGGCAAAACCUGCAGUGCAACGGCGAAUUGCACUGGUUCUCUUUGUCAAAAUGGCGUCCCUCGAGGCUACCACCCUCAGCUUUGCUGCCGUCGACAGCACAACCCUACUCGACUCGUUUAUAGAACCCCUGUCCACUUCAAGUCUGUCUCUGACCUUGACCAUCCACCAUGUCUCUGAGCUCACAGCUGUGCAUGGAGGACGCGGGGUCCCUGUUCUUGGGGCCCUCGACUCUGAUGGCUGACCCCUUUGGGCCCCUUCUGGACGAAGAUGAAGAGAGAUCUCUGUCCGAGGGGUCGUCUUCGCCCCUCUCCUUCUCUUCAUACUCUGAAUCUUACACCUCCUCCCCGUUCUCCUCCCCCUUGGCCCCUUCUCCUCUAGGGUGUAAAGUCGGGUGUGACGUGUCGCCGCUCCCUUGGCUGUCUGCUGGUGAGCAGGUUGAUGCUCAUGCUGGGGCAGAUCAGAAAGAAGGGGAUGCGUUUUCUGGCAUGGAAUGGAUGGCGGAGAAGAUCGACCUUAGCGACUUUGACCUGGAUUCGCUCAUCGGAUCCUGUGAUUUAGACGAGCCCCCUAGCUCCCCCGAGGAGCUCUUGGCCACCCUCAAUUCCCAAAUGGAAUUGGACCUGAAUCCGCUUCCAUUCCCUUCAACAUCAACCUCCAACCCGGAAGAGCUUGUCCUGCCUGCUCUCCCCCUUGACCUUCCACUCCCUGAGCUGCCGGAAGACCCAGAGAUCCGUCCGGAUCCUGUCACCAUUGAGGUCAAAUCUGAGCCACCAUCCCCGCCUCCUGCCCCGGCACCCCACUCUCCUGCCUUUACCCUGGAACUGGGCAGCGAGGUGGACAUCUCUGAGCUGGAGAAGGCCGUUUCCAAGGCGGGAAGUGACCACCAGACCCCCAGCCUUGUGCUCUCGCUCUCCCCUGCCCACAUCUUGCUGGUCCUUGCUCCGAAGGAUGAGGUGAGCAUUGUGGCCAGCACCUGCACGGAUCAGUCUGACAGCGGUGUCGAUUCCAUGUCUGGCUCUCCACCACACUGCCCAAGUCCCACCCCAUCUCCAAAGCCCAUGGGUGUGUCCAGAACCAAGCCAUACUCAAAGCCUGACCCAGGUACGGGGCCAGCUGUCGGUGGCAGGGUGAAGACCACCUCUGGGGCUCCAAAGAUGGCAGAUAAGAAGCUAAAGAAGAUGGAGCAGAACAAGACAGCGGCAACCCGGUACCGUCAGAAGAAACGGGUGGAGCAGGAGUCACUGAACCUGGAGUGUGUGGAGCUGGAGAAGAGGAACGAGGAGCUGAAGGAAAAGGCUGAUUCGAUAAGCCGAGAGAUCCAGUACCUGAAGGAUCUCAUGGAGGAGGUCCGGUCUGCCAAGAACCGCAAAAACAAGACCAAGGCCAACUCCCGCUGAAGCAGACGUGCUUUAAGUCAAGAUCCGCUUGAUUUUAUAAAGUAGAAAUAAAGGUACAGAGAGGUUAACAAUAGAAGCAAUAGAAGUGCUGGUCUCUUUCUCACCCCCAGUUCUCUCCUCCUCACAAUGUAUAGUGUAAUAGUAACAAGGAAGAUAUUAUAUGAACUGACUUGUCACAAACACUGCAACCCCUGAACAAUGGAAAAUUUACACAUACACCCCACUCUUACUCUCAUUCAGUUUCAUUCAUUUUUCACAUCUCAACAUUAUUGUCCAGUAAGGGGCCUCAUGCGUUUGAUGCGUUACACUGAAUUCUGCCCUUGUGCGUGUACAUAGCUUCAGCCACCCUUCUGCUUUAUUUAAAAUACGAUAUUUGGUUGGCGUCUAUGCUGUACUUCACUAUUGUCUUGUACAAUUUCUGUGUUUUCUAAUAAAGCUUUGUCUAAACUAAA
Molecule: messenger RNA, 1954 nt
Organism: Electrophorus electricus (electric eel)
Lineage: Eukaryota; Metazoa; Chordata; Actinopteri; Gymnotiformes; Gymnotidae
Gene: atf4a
Product: activating transcription factor 4a
Biological process (GO): regulation of transcription by RNA polymerase II
Cellular component (GO): ATF4-CREB1 transcription factor complex; ATF1-ATF4 transcription factor complex; nucleus
Molecular function (GO): RNA polymerase II transcription regulatory region sequence-specific DNA binding; DNA-binding transcription activator activity, RNA polymerase II-specific
Source: RefSeq, a predicted model, not a curated record